AGUAGACUAGGGGAGAGGGUGGAAGUGUAGUAGACUAGGGGAGAGGGUGGAAGUGUAGUAGACUAGGGGAGAGGGUGGAAGUGUAGUAGACUAGGGGAGAGGGUGGAAGUGUAGUAGACUAGGGGAGAGGGUGGAAGUGAAGUAGACUAGGGGAGAGGGUGGAAGUGUAGUAGACUAGGGGAGAGGGUGGAAGUGUAGUAGACUAGGGGAGAGGGUGGAAGUGUAGUAGACUAGGGGAGAGGGUGGAAGUGUAGUAGACUAGGGGAGAGGGUGGAAGUGUAGUAGACUAGGGGAGAGGGUGGGUGGUAGUGUAGUGGGAGGAGGAAGUACAAAACUGCCAACUCCGUCUCGACAUAAUUUAAUGUAAUCUCUGGUGCACACACUUGUAGGGGACAUGCCAAAUUUCACCCUAUUCCCUAUAUAGUGCACUAGUUUUGACCAGGGCCCUAUUCCCUAUAUAGUGCACUCCUUUAGACCAGGGCCCCUAGGGAAUAGGAGGCCAUUUUGGACGGAAACCUUGGUGGGAGAGGCGACUGGCCUCUUCAGAACCAUCUGCUCUACUGAAUUACAAUUUCAACAAAUUACUUUUUUUUAUAGAGUUUGACACAAUAUAUUUCUGAAUAGCGGAAAGAUACUUUAAAGGUUUCUUAUGAUGAAUGUAGCAAUCCUAUAUUUUAUUACAGUCUGUGCUGGUAUGUAGACAAUUGAUACAAAGGUAAUAACCUUUUACUUUAAUAUAGAUUGAUUUAUUAAAUUAUUAUUUGUAGAGUACAGAUCACUUUUGAAUCUGUAAUAUAACUUACACCAGGUGUUUUCAUUCUGCCAAUUCUGUUGCAAAAUAUUUUGUUUUUCUAAAGGAACGAAAAGAGGUGAGAUUUACCUGAAUUUUUCCCAAUGAAUUCCAAACAGUUGCAAAACGUUCUGUUGUGCAACAGAAUCGACGGCAUGAACACACCCCAGGGCCAGCCCUGGCGCUGGAGGGCAGAAAGCGCUAAUUUAACCGACCUGGAAGACCAGGUGUGUUGAUUUUUCGGCAAAUCACUGAACUGAUCAAUUCACUCAGUUGGUCUGGUGAGGUGUCUAGUUGGAACAAAAUCCUACAGGACCUGCUGCACUCUGGGAUCAGGGUUGCCUACACACCUCUCUGCCAAUUAUUUAGCUAUUUGUAAAUUUGUUCUAAAAUUAUAUUGAAUAGAGAUUAUUAGUCAAUUUAUCUAAUGUAAUCUAAAGAUUGUAGCCUGUCACAUUUUUUCCUUAAGUGCCCUUAACCUAAAUGAUGAUGGUUUCCUUAUGUUUUCCCACUAACUAUAGAACAUUGAAACAUAUCAGUGGGGAACUGUAGGGGGGCCUUCUAGGCUUUCAGAGAAGGCCCAAAGAUUUAUAAAAAGGUAUAUCUUUAAAAAAAAAUCUAUUUUAUCUGUACAAUCAUUUUGUGGUCUGCUGAUUUCAACUCUUCAAUUUGAUGGAAAGAGAAGGGUUAAUAGCGAAGAGCGAAAAUAUCUAAUCUGGAUAUUCUAUGGUGGUUUCUGGGUAGAAAAAUGUAGCUAGCUCAAUCAACCAUUGGCUGAGCCAUCAGACGCUGGACAGAAGGGCCCUGCCAUUUAACGCAAUAGACCCCUUUCUGUGUUUGCAAACAUUGCCGCCGCCGUCAGGACAAAGGGGAGGUCUUUUAUAGAACGACAGCGGAUAAAGCCUUCAUUUACAUGUUGCUUAUGAGUGCAUUUCACAAUACUUUUGAAUUAUAAUUGGAUGUCCAGCUUAAUGUUUAAUCGUCUCAAGUCAACUGCAUUUAAUUUUUAUUAACUGCUCAACUUCAGCCAUUAAAAUGGAUCCCUGGCUAGCUUUAGCUACAACUGCUGCAUACAAAAUUUGUUAUUUUGUAAAGAUCACAACCAAAUAUAAAGUGUAUGAGAAACUCAAAAAAUAUAUUUAGUUUUAAAGGAGAAUUUUUUUUUGACCGAUGAAUGAAACGAAUCACUUUUUGACACGCAUGGGUUUUAGAAAAAGUGAAAAAUAAUGCCUCUUUUUUUAAAGCUCGUUUGCUGUUAGCGUUUUCUUUUGAAACAGAUUAUUGCAUUUCAACUUUAGAUCACUGAUUGGUGUGAUAAAAUACAGUAUAUUUUUAAUGGGGAAGUAGUAGCUGAUUUGUUUAUCAUUUUGGAAAUGAAAUGGUUGUGCUUUUGUAUAGGUAUGAUUUCAUGUGGGCUACUGCAGUGAAUGGGAUGCUUAUUCUGUAACAUUAUCUGAUGCUGUGUGUGACUCCUGUAUCAGCUUUGUCUGUGUUUGACCAAAACGGGCUCUUCUUCAUCGACCAUUGAGUGCCCAGGUAUUACGGCCGCGGUCCUUUCAGCACCAUGCGCCUGUCACCUUGGUGACAAUACUGUUGUCGCUAUUGGUGCUAGUGGUGUUCUUCGGCUACCAUGUUAUGCUGUGUGUCACGUGUCCAUGACUGUAGUGUUUCCAUGUGCAGCAGCCUGAUGCACAGCCAGGCCUGUUUUGAUUCAUUCAUGUCAUCAAAAAGUUUUGCUCCUCCACUAGAACCUGAACGGUCCGACUACAGAAGAUAAAAUCUCUGCACAUUAAGUGAUGCUGUGUUUUCUGUUUAUUUGAGUUUGAUACAACAUAUUUCAAUAUUUUUGGUUCCUCCUGAAGGCCUUGGUCCUAUAUUCAUGGUUCGCCACUGAAGCAACAUAUACAUUGCAAUAUUAUAUCGUUAAUAGUAUAUCUGACAAUUAGCCUCCAAAUAGUUUGUUUUUAAAUCAGCCCAGUUAUUGUCCAUCAUGCAUUUUAUAUAUAGAUGGGUCAAUUUUAAAUAUGAAAAUAUCAAAUGAACUCAUGUUUGUCCUUUAUUUAAUGAUAAUUUUUCUGUCCAUUUUCUAAUGAUAGACAAUCAAACCUGUCAUCUAGUUACUCAGCUUCUAGAAAGAAGAUUCACUUUUGGCUUAUUUUGCCUACAAACCAUGCUUGGUCUGUCUGACCAUUUUUGAAUAAUGCAUGUCUAUAGUUUCUCAGUGUCUUGUCGAUUCAAGAAAUAUCCGAUUUUGAGAGUUUGCCUGUAUUGGUGUUAAAUAUUUAGUUUACAAACCCGAUAAAAGCCUUACUGGAAUUCAUAGCUUCCCUUUUUAGACACCACUCACUCCCUUUGAAGAAGCGACGCUCCUUUUGACGCCCUGUCCUCUACGUGUUGCAUUUCCGACCGACCGACCGCAACUCACCCUGGAGAGAGGCAACUUUUCAGGCCGCCUACAGACGCUCCUCUCCGGCAGAGAAGCGCAACCUACGCACCAAGCUACCCUGUUUCUGGGGGCGGGGUCGACAGUCGGUCAUUCAUCCGAUGUAAAUACUACACAUCUGUGAGUGCGUUUUAUUUCUGAAAACAUUGGAUAAACCAAGCGCACCGUCAAUCUACGAGAGCAGGUAAGGGGGUGCCAUGCCAGCUGCUGUUCCCCCUCUGCUCCCCCUCGCCACCUGCUGGUGGUGUCUGGUACUGCUGCAGCUUCCACAGGCCCUGACCCAGCCCCAGCUGGACCCUAACCCAGAGAAGGCCUCUCCCGCUGGGCAGGCCUUCCCUCGCCUCUCCCUGGAUGGAUCUCCCCUCAACCACCUCCUACUGGACCUCAGGUCUGGUCAUCUGUACGUGGGGGCGGUCAACCAUCUCUACCAUCUCUCCCCUGACCUCCAGGUGCUGUCCUCCAGUCAGACUGGCCCCAAGCUAGACAGUCCUGAAUGCCUGCCCCCCAUAGUCCCCAAGGACUGCCCCACCGCCCGGGUCACCCCCAACACCAAUAAGAUCCUGCUCCUGGAGGAAGGCGUGGACGCGGUGGGGUCAGAGGUCGGGGCAAGGAGCCUGAUCGUGUGCGGGACAUUGUUCCAGGGUAUCUGUGACAAGAGGAGUCUGGGUAAUGUGUCCGAGGUGCUCUAUCAGACGUCCAACCCGGUGGACACGCAGUACGUUGCCGCCAACGACCCCCGCGUCUCCACCGUGGGCGUGAUCUUGAACCAGAAGGGGGUGGGGCUGAUGCUAGUGGGGCGUGGCUACACUAGUAAAGGCCCCAGCGACAUCCCACCAAUCACAACGCGCCGUCUGUCCCCUAGCUCCUCCCCCGCCCGUCAGGCCUUCUCUCAAGACGAAGAAUUAGGGAAGCUGGUCGUCGGGAGCUACUCCGAGUACAACAACAACUUCAUAUCAGCGUUUAACCACAGCGACCACGUCUACUUCCUGUUCUCGCGGAGGGAUAUGUGGCACAGGAAGGAGUACCGGACCUACGUUUCUCGUCUCUGCGCCGGGGACCGGAGCUUCUACUCCUACGUGGAGGUUCCGUUGGAAUGUUCCGGCGGCUACAACCUCGCCCAGGGGGCUUCCCCCGCCGAACACCAGGGGCGGCCGGCGCUGUUCGUUGCCAUGGCGGCGGGGCAGGCGUCGACGCCCACGGCGACCGGUCGCUCGGCGCUGUGUGUUUACGGGAUGGCAGAGCUGGAUGCGGCGCUGCAGAGGGCCCAGGAGCUGUGUUAUACAGAGGGAGGAAGAGGAAGUACGGGACAGGAGGAGGCAUACAUAGAGUAUGAGGUGUCGUCCAAGUGUCUACGGCUGCCCAAGGAUUCGUUGAAGGAGUACCCGUGUGGAGGGGAACACACCCCCAGCCCCAUCGCCUCUGCUGUUCCCCUCUCAGCCACCCCCUCCCUGACCAGGGAAACUCAGCUCACCGCUGUCACCACCACUACCGAGGCCGGCCACACCAUCGCCCUGCUGGGGGAUAAGAAGGGAUGGCUGCAUAAGGUUUUUCUCCAGCCUGACACAACAGGGACAUUGUAUCAGAGUGUAUUGGUGGACCAGGACAGUCCAGUCAACGCUGACCUACUCCUGGACCAGUCUGGACAGAAUGUCUACGUCCUCACUGACAGCAAGGUGUCCAAGGUGGCUGUAUGUCAGUGUGAACAGCAGCCCGACUGCCAGUCCUGUCUGUCUGUCAGAGAUCCUUACUGUGGCUGGUGUGUCCUGGAGGGAAGAUGCACUCGUAGACUGGAGUGUAGUCGUGAGGGCCAGGCCAACCACUGGCUGUGGAGCUGCCAGCCUGCCAACCAGCCUGCCAACCAGUGUGUGACUGUCCAGAGCCUAAAGCCUGCCAUCCAGAGCAGAGAGGAGGAGACUCGGGUGUCUCUAACAGUGGCCCAGCUGCCCACCCUGUCAGAGGAGGAGUCUCUUUCCUGCUCCUUCGGAACCCUCCCCGCUCAGCCAGCCAUCGUCAAGGGAACCACCAUCACCUGUCAAUCACCCCUGCCUGAGCUCCUCCCACCCAGCCCACCAGGAAGUGACCACAUGUCUCUGCGUGUGUCUGUGAUGUUCAGAGACGUGACCAUCUCUAGCAGUGACAUCAUCUUCUACGACUGUCGAGCUGUGGGCCAACUCAACACCACCUCCCCGUGUAUGGCGUGUGUGGGCAGUGUGUGGCCAUGUAACUGGUGUGUUCUGGAUGGGCUGUGUACCCACACCAACAACGGCUGUCCCAGGCAGCACACCAUACACAACUCACUGGAGGAGCAGCUGGAGCCACGGGGUCCAGACUCUUGUCCCUGUGUGUGGGCUCUACAGAGCUCUCCUCUGGUCCCCAUGGGCUUCCUGUCCCCUCUGACCCUACUGGGGAGGAACUUGGACAUGUUUCAGGGUGAGGAGCAGUAUGUGUGUGUCGUGGUUGUGGAAGGGGAGGAGCUUAAACUGAACGCCACCCUGGAGAAAGAUCCGGAAAACAUGACGUACAACUUCACCUGCUCUGCCCACAAGUUCCAGUACCCAGUAAAACAGUUGGAAUAUUCAGCUCCCAUCUAUCUACAGAGAGGCUCCCAUCACAUCGACUCUGCACCCAAUCUCAGACUGCAGCUAUAUGACUGUUCAGUGGGCCAGUCUGACUGUAGCCAGUGCAGAGCGGUGUCGUCAGAGUACGGCUGUGUCUGGUGUGGAGGAGAGUCACCUGGCUGUGUUUACCACCUGUCCUGUACCAGCUCACCUGGGCCCGCCGACGCCUGCCCUCCGCCUCAGAUCAUACAGAUCCAGCCAGUGAGUGGUCCGGUGGAAGGGGGUGUGCUGUUGACCAUCCAUGGGUCUAACCUGGGGAUGCAGUACCAGGACAUCCAGGGAGGGGUGACCGUAGCUGGGGUCAGCUGUCUGCCUCAGCCCCAUGGAUACCUCAUCUCUACCAGGAUAGUGUGUGUGCUCCAGCCCAGUAAACAGGAGACAGAGGGGCCAGUCAUCGUUACCGUGGGAGACUCAGAACCAGGACAGUCACUGCAGACAUUCACCUACCAGGACCCCCAGUUGACUGGUAUAGUCCCUGAUAAGGGCCCUGUAUCAGGAGGGACCAGCCUGACUGUCCAGGGGACUCAACUACUAACGGGACAGAGGAAGGAUCUGACUGCAUACGUAGGACUACAACCCUGCUACAUUGUUGAGGAGGUGAAUGGGACUCACCUGGUAUGCAGGACCAGCCCCAGUAACCAGACAGCAGAGCUGACAGUGAGGGUGCUGUUUGGGAAGGCAGAGAGGAGCGUACCUGGGCAGGUGUUUCACUACAUGGAGGACCCCGUCAUCACCGCAGCAUCGCCUGCUGAAAGCUUCUUUGAGGGUGGGCGGAGCAUAAAGGUGAGUGGGCGUAACCUGGACGUGGUGCAACAGCCAAUGAUCUCCGUGCGGUUGGAGCACAUGGUGGAGAACACGCUGGUCAUGAGAAGGAGGAGAUACGCCAGAAUGUUGGCCAAGAACCACCGGCUUGUCUUCAACAGCACCGUGUCAAAGAAGCAAGAGCGUUGUAUGGUGGUCUCGUCCUUUGAGAUGACCUGUUUGACCCCGCGUGUGACCCAUGACUCCAAGGUCAUGGGGGUGUGGUUUGAGCUGGACAACGUUAAGGUGUCAUUUGAGAGCGUCGCGGGGAAGACGUUCUCUUACUACCCCAACCCUGAGCUGUUCGCUCUGAACAGAGAUGACCCGGACACCCCCUACCGUUUCAAACCUGGAGGGGUCAUCGCUGUAGAGGGUAAGGACCUGACGCGUGCCAUGACUCGUGAAGAGGUGGUAGCCAGGUUAGGUGACCAGGAGUGUGAGGUCAAGACUCUAGACAGCACUCACCUGUACUGUGAACCACCUGAGAAACAGCCAGACAGUCUAGGGAGCAACCAACUGCCCAGCCUGAGGGUGGUAAUGGGGAAGCUGAACGUAGACCUGGGAACAGUGCAGUAUGAUACAGAAGGCCUCUCACCUGUCCCUCUGGCUGCCCAGGUGGGACUGGCUGCAGGGGCCGCUGUGGUGGUCCUAGUGGUUCUGGUUAUCAUCCUCAUGUACAGGAGGAAGAGCAAGCAGGCUCUGAGAGACUACAAGAAGGUGUUGGUUCAGCUGGAGACUCUGGAGAUCAAUGUUGGAGACCAGUGCAGAAAGGAGUUCACAGAUCUGAUGACAGAGAUGAUGGAUCUGAGUAGUGAUGUGGGUGGACCAGGUAUUCCUCUCCUGGACUAUAAGACGUAUGCGGAGCGUGUGUUCUUCCCCGGCCAGAGGGGGGCGCCACUGAGUCAGAACCUGGAUCUGCCAGAGUCCCGCAGACGGACGGUGGAACAGGGCCUGGGACAACUCAACAGCCUCCUCAACAACAGACUGUUCCUUAUCAAGUUCAUCCACACCCUAGAGGCCCAGCAGAACUUCUCCCAGCGUGACCGUGGCUACGUGGCGUCUCUCCUGACCAUGGCCCUGCACGACAAGCUGGAGUACUUCACUGAUGUCAUGAAGACCUUACUGGGAGACCUGGUGCAGCAAUACGUCGCCAAGAACCCCAAACUCAUGCUGCGCAGGACGGAGACGGUGGUGGAGAAGAUGCUCACCAACUGGAUGUCCAUCUGUCUCUACUCCUUCCUCAAGGAGGUGGCUGGGGAGCCCCUGUAUAUGCUGUACAGAGCCAUCAAGUACCAGGUGGAUAAGGGACCAGUAGACGCUGUGACGGGGAAGGCCAAGCGUACUCUGAACGACAGCCAUCUACUCAGAGAGGACAUCGACUACUGCUCUAUCACUCUGACGGUGAUGGUGAAGAGUGGUGUGGAGGUGCAGCCGUGUCCGGUCAAGGUGUUGGACACCGACACCAUCACACAGGUCAAAGACAAGAUCCUAGACCAGAUCUAUAAAGGAGCUCCCUUCUCACAGAGACCUGCUGCAGACUCACUAGACCUGGAAUGGCGAUCGGGACAGGCGGGUCACCUGACACUGUCUGACGAUGACGUCACAGCGAUCGUCCAGGGCCGCUGGAAGAAACUCAACACUCUGCAGCACUACAAGGUGCCUGACGGAGCUACAGUGGCUUUGAUCCCCAGAUCAGCUGCUGUCAUGGGGAUACACCAGGUCUACCAGACUGGAGAGAAGACACCCAUGUUGGAGGGGGAGGGGGAGGAGGGGCUGAGGCUGUGGCACCUGGUGAAGUCCAGCGAGGACCCAGAGAUCCCCAAACACAGGAAGAGCAGCAUGAGAGAGAGGGAGAGAGCCAAGGCAAUACCAGAGAUCUACCUGACACGUCUACUAUCUAUGAAGGGGACGCUGCAGAAGUUUGUAGACGAUGUGUUCGUAGCCAUCCUCAACACCAAGCGUCCUCCUCCCAUCGCUGUUCGCUUCUUCUUUGACUUCCUGGAUGACAUGGCGGAGAAACACGGCAUCGACGACCCCGAGACCGUACACAUCUGGAAGACGAACAGCCUGCCUCUGAGGUUCUGGGUGAACAUCCUGAAGAACCCUCAGUUUGUGUUUGACGUCCAGGUGACCGAUAGCGUGGACGCUGUCCUCUCUGUCAUCGCUCAGACGUUCAUCGACUCAUGCACCACCUCCGAACACAAAGUCGGACGGGACUCUCCAGUGAACAAGCUGCUCUACGCCAGAGAGAUCCCCAGAUACAAGCAGCUGGUUGAGAGGUAUUACAGUGACAUCCACAGUGCAGCGUCUGGCUGUUACCAAGAGAUGAACUCUACUCUAACAGAGCUGUCUGGGAGUUUUGGAUCAGACAUGAACAGUCUGGUGGCUCUGCUUGAGUUGUAUAAGUACAUCAACAAAUACUACGACCAGAUCAUCACGUCUCUGGAGGAGGAUACCGCUGGACAGAAGAUGCAGCUGGCCUAUCGUCUACAGCAGGUCGCCGCCCUGGUGGAGAACAAGGUCACUGACCUCUAACCUCUCACUUCUGACCUGUGACCUAUCGUCUACAGCAGGUCGCUGCCCUAGUGGAGAACCACAGAACGUUACAGCAGAGAACGUGAAACACUCUGAUCCACUUCCUCAUGUUUAUUUUUUCCCCCGGGAUCGAUGCCCACUCUUGGUCUGCAUAUUGUCCCCGCCCGCAGAGGGGGUGCCUCAGAGCCAAACAUCUCACUGGAAAAAUGUAUUCUGGUCGCGGCAGAGUUGUUCCCUCUCUCGCGUGAGCAUGCCAGAAAGGAAACGGCCACUUACACAGAUCGUUUAAAUAAAAUGGCCGGAGUAAACUCUUAUUUAUCCACCAUAUAUGCUUUGUUACGUGUGUGUGUGUGUGUGUGUGUGUGUGUGUGUGUGUGUGUGUGUGUGUGUGUGUGUGUGUGUGUGUGUGUGUGUGUGUGUGUGUGUGUGUGUGUGUGUGUGUGUGUGUGUGUGUGUGUGUGUGUGUGUGUGUGUGUGUGUGUGUGUGUGUGUGUGUGUGUGUGUGUACAUGGUUCUGAAGUUGCUUCCAGAGGCAGUUUGUAACUCGGUAAUGAGUGUUGCAACCGAGGACAGAUGAUUUUUACGUGCUAUACUCUUCAGCACUUGGCGGUCCUGUUCUGUGAGCUUGUGUGGCCUACCACUUUGUGGCUGAGCCGUUGUUGCUCCUAGACAUUUCCACUUCACAAUAACAGCACUUACAGUUGACCAGGAAGCUCUAGCAGGGCUGAAAAGUGACAAACUGACUUGUUGGAACGGUGGCAUCCUAUGACGGUGCCACGUUGAAAUUCGCUGAGUAGGGGCCAUUCUACUACCAAUGUUUGUCUAUGGAGAUUGCAUGGCGGUGUGCUCAAUGUUAUCCACCUAUCAGCAACGGGUGUGUCUGAAAUAUAAUCCCCUAAUUUGAAAGGUGUCCACAUACUGCUGUCUAUAUAUAUGGGUGUAGAGACAGGGUACGUUCCAGGGCGUAUGUAUUGCAGUCAUGCUGCACAGAUGAUCACACCGCCCAUAAUAACCCCCUGAGCUGUACAGGUCGACUGCAACAUGGACGUUCUGUAACGAGCCCACAGUCUAGUCUUAACAGUCCGGUUGACCACUAUAACCGCCGUUGGAGACCUCCACCCAGCAGCUCUCCAGACUAUCAGACUCUCUCAGUACUCAGAUCCACCCAAUCAGACUCUCUCAGUACUCAGAUCCACCCAAUCAGACUCUCUCAGUACUCAGAUCCACCCAAUCAGACUCUCUCAGUACUCAGAUCCACCCAAUCAGACUCUCUCAGUACUCAGAUCCACCCAAUCAGAAUCUCUCAGUACUCAGAUCCACCCAAUCAGACUCUCUCAGUACUCAGAUCCACCCAAUCAGACUCUCUCAGUACUCAGAUCCACCCAAUCAGACUCUCUCAGUACUCAGAUCCACCCAAUCAGACUCUCUCAGUACUCAGAUGGACGGUCAAGUAGUGUGUUUGGUCUUUUUAUUUUUAUUUUUCCUGCAAAACCUUUCUUUAUUAGCUGUAGUUUUGUGAAACUUCUUUAUCUUUGAAUACCAUGAAAUAGAAACUCAAUUUCUGGUGAUGUAUUAAAAUGUUUAAUUUCUUUAAAAUAAAACCUAGCCUGAGUACCAGUCUGUUGGGGUCUGAACCUAGCCUGAGUACCAGUCUGUUACUGCUCUGUGGGGGUCUGAACCUAGCCUGAGUACCAGUCUGUUACUGCUCUGUGGGGGUCUGAACCUAGCCUGAGUACCAGUCUGUUACUGCUCUGUUGGGGUCUGAACCUAGCCUGAGUACCAGUCUGUUAUUGCUCUGUGGGGGUCUGAACCUAGCCUGAGUACCAGCCUGUUACUGCUCUGUGGGGGUCUGAACCUAGCCUGAGUACCAGUCUGUUGGGGUCUGAACCUAGCCUGAGUACCAGUCUGUUACUGCUCUAUUGCCAACACCUUAUUGAAUUGUAAUUUGUCUUUAAAGUGUUGUCUUGCCAAACAGGUGGAGAUGGAAAUGACAGCCAAUCCCUUCUAACACAACCCCCUGGUUGAACCGUAAUACUGACUGAGUCUUAGGAAAUGUAUUUCUGUUUGAUAUAAUCAAAGUUACACCAAAUUAACAGUUAGUAUACUACUACUUAGGCCAAAUAGAUUUCACAACAGGCAGUGGACACUAAAUGUACAGCAAUACGUCUCACAGGUACCAACAAGGGAAUAUAAAGACAAAGGGCAACACCUGGUCUCGCCAGCAGAGGGGGCUGAUGAGGAGUUGAGACGAAUUUGAGUCAUUUUAAAACCAGCGUCGAGCAGGUUGUUCUAUUGAAAAGACUGACACUAUAGAAACUAACUUAUUCUCUGUAAAUAGUGCUCAUUCAUACCAACCAGUGGCGGUCAGUAGAUGCCAUCCUCCCCUUUUUUUCUCUGAGGAGCCUCCACUGAUACCAACCAAUUGUGCCUUCUUCUUGUAACUUUGUAAAUGACUUACUGUGUAGAAUGUUUUUUUUUUGUUGUUUAAACUCGUUUGCCAAAAUGAACUGACAUGGCAAAUCUAGUUUUGAAAUAGUACUGUGGGUGUGUAAUAACAAACGUGUAGGGUAGCGAAACUCCGGGAACUUUCAAUACAUCCACUGUUUUCCCGGUCGGAUGAUUCCUGGAGUCAGAAGGAAAUGAGCAGAAAAUCCAGGAUUUAAACAGGGAAAGGCGGAUCAGACUAUGGAACAGGUGUAUAAAAAGACUGCAGUAGCUCUGCAGAACAAUAGUUAAACUCCCUGAUCUUUACUGUUACAGGUUGACUAAACAGAGUUGGGGAGUAACUGAUUACAUGGAACUGUCAUCAGUUACGUUACCAGCUUUUCUUUUUCUUUUUCAAAAAUGUAAUCAGAUUACUUAUUGGAUUACUUUUUAAUUCAGAAAGGGUGUUUGUGGGAUAAAAGGGGCGAGUUUGAUCCACAUGAGGAGAGUCUGACCACAAAACCACUAUGAUGACCACCAAUCAGAGACCACUAUGAUGACCACCAAUCAGAGACCACUAUGAUGACACAUCAAAUGAUGACCACCAAUCAGAGACCACUAUGAUGACACAUCAAAUGAUGACCACCAAUCAGAGACCACUAUGAUGACAAACCUGUGUUUGCAGGAUCCUUCUUGUCCUCUUCUAAUGCCUCUUAAGGGGAAAGUAAUCCAAAAAGUAACUGAGUUACGUUACUGAUUACAAUGUUUAACAGAUAACUAGUAACAGAUUACAUUCAAAAAGUAACCUAUCCAACUCUGCAAACUGAAAUAUUACCUGUCGGUCUCCUCUGACUCCACAGAUUCAGUAUCGCUAUAGUUACUAUGGUUACCCUUAAUGGUUCCAAACGGCUCCCUAUAUAGUGCACAGCUUUUGAGCGGUUCCCUAGAGUGCUCUCUCGUGGAAGGGAUGAAAAUAAUGAACCUAUGCUAUGGGCCCUGGUCAAAAAUAGGGCCUUGGUCUAAAGUAGUAUCCUAUAUAGGGAAUAGGGCCCUGGUCAAAAGUAGUAUCCUAUAUAGGGAAUAGGGCCUUGGUCUAAAGUAGCGCACUAUAUAGGGAAUAGGGCUCUGGUCUAUAGUAGUGCACUAUAUAGGGAAUAGGGUGCUUUGACACGUUGACCUUUAACCUGGCUCCUGGUUUGACGACGCCAACAUUUAGUUAGUGUACAUAGAGAUCAUGUAUGUAUUUAUUUGGGGUUUGUAAAGUUAUUGUGUGGUUUAUAUUGUUGAAUGGUGAUAUUAAUGAAUUUUAACUCCUUAACGUUGUCUUGUUCCAUAUCCCAACAUUUGUAGCUCAGUAUGUAUGGCUUGAUUUAAAUGGCACCCUAUUCUCGAUAUAUAGUGCACUACUUUUGACCAGAAUAGUGCACUUAUAAAGCGAGCAGAGUAGCAUUUGGCACAGAUACAGUGUGAUGUUAACGGAUGUUUUCUGACUGUAAGACUUCCUUUAGCAGCUGUUUGAAAUAUUUACAGGAUUUCUGGGAGUUUGAGUCAUGUUUAUUAUGUUGUGUGUGUGUGUGUGUGUGUGUGCCCCCCCCCCCCUCCCUCCUCCUCCUCUAACACCUUAAUAACACUUUGAUUGGAGCAUUUAGAGAGUUUUGAUUGGAGCAUUUAGAGAGUUUUGAUUGGAGCAUUUAAAAGGUAAAAAAUGUACUGAGGCAGUAUCCUGUGGUCUGAGGCAGUAUGACUGUCUCAUGAUCACUGCUGAAACUAUAGGACACGUUCCAGGUCAACUAUAUUGCAGUCGAUGCAUUAUUGCAUUGACCAACGGUUGCGUGCAGUCGGGUAUCGGAUUGGUAUAACGUGAUGUGGUUUUAACUAACAUGUUAAACACCGAUCCCGCUGUUAUGAAAUCUGGCGUCUGAAAUGUAGUCGGCCUGGAACGCGUCCGUUCGUCUUCCUGUUAGUGAGUGUGGUGUUGCCCGUGUCCGAAGGUUCUCUGCAGUCGGCCUGGAACGCGUCCGUUCGUCUUCCUGUUAGUGUUGGCUGUACGUGUCUGAAGGUUCUCUGCAGUCGACCUGGAACGCGUCCGUUCGUCUUCCUGUUAGUGUUGUGUUGCCCGUGUCUGAAGGUUCUCUGCAGUCAGCCUGGAACGCGUCCGUUCGUCUUCCUGUUAGUGUUGUGUUGCCCGUGUCUGAAGGUUCUCUGCAGUCAGCCUGGAACGCGUCCGUUCGUCUUCCUGUUAGUGUUGUGUUGCCCGUGUCUGAAGGUUCUCUGCAUGCCUGUGUGUUUAUGAACGUCCGAUUCCUUAAGACUACAAUCAGAGCAGGAACGCACCCCUAUCCCCUAUCUUGGGCACUACUUUUGACCAGUCCUAUAUGCCCUAGUCAAAAGUAGUGCACUAUGUAGGGGAUAGGGUGCCGUUGGGGAUGUUGCAGCCUGUGUGUGUGUGUGAGUACAGAACAUAUAUGUUAGGAAACAUGUUUGAAAUUUCUGCAUGACAGUGACAAUUUUUGAUAAACUUACUCUUUUAAAACAAAAAAACUUCUGAGGAUUUGAAGUACGGAUGAAACUAAAACACUUGGAUUUGUUUCCGGACUCUGGGUGUCCUGACUCAUCGUCAGUCUCCCAAAUGGAACCCUAUUCCCUAUCUAGUGCACUACUUUUAACCAGAGUCUUAUGUGCUUCCCUAUGUGCCAUGGGUUGAAUGUAGUACACUUUUUUUUUUAAAGGGAAUAGGGUCCAAUCAGCAUCCAGGAUCCAAAACAACCCGUUUUAUAACGGUUGUUAUUCUACUUGUACAGUUUGAUAUUCCUUCCUGUUCUGGGUCGAUAACAGAAACACCAACUCAGUAUAAAAAGGUCUGGACUGAGAGGAUCUCUAUCUGAUAAACUAUGGCGGUGUACCAAAUGGGACCCUAUUCCCGAUCUAGUGCACUACUGUUGGCCUGAUCAGGCUACGGAAUAGGGUGUCAUUUUCAGACUUUAAUAUAAACAACAAUCCAACUCAAAUGUGACUAUUUUAUACAAGGAGUUGAAACCAGCCUAAUGACUUUGCUGAGUGUGAUGUUAGAGUUUGAUACCAGAUGUGAUAUUGUGCUUGUAAAUACAUUAUGAAGAGAAUCGUUUCUUUCUCAACUUUGAUGGAAUUUAAAACUACGCUUUUCAAGAUUAAUUUUUGGGAGCCAAGAUGAGUCUGUUAUCAAAUGAACAUUUGUAUGGGGAAAAAAUUAAAGUUAUAAUUUUAACAUUGAA
Salvelinus fontinalis (brook trout) is the source of this 14862-nucleotide messenger RNA. It is a transcript of the gene plxnb3, whose product is annotated as plexin B3. Gene Ontology annotation, molecular function: semaphorin receptor activity; protein binding. Gene Ontology annotation, biological process: positive regulation of axonogenesis; regulation of cell shape; regulation of GTPase activity. The transcript has 38 exons. The coding region runs from base 3431 to 9187 and encodes 1918 amino acids. Lineage: Eukaryota; Metazoa; Chordata; Actinopteri; Salmoniformes; Salmonidae. Gene Ontology annotation, cellular component: semaphorin receptor complex. The record is from RefSeq and is a predicted model, not a curated record.